Messenger RNA from Fonsecaea multimorphosa CBS 102226, 1479 nucleotides. RefSeq lists its product as uncharacterized. The transcript has 5 exons. The record is from RefSeq and is a predicted model, not a curated record. Lineage: Eukaryota; Fungi; Ascomycota; Eurotiomycetes; Chaetothyriales; Herpotrichiellaceae. The coding region runs from base 1 to 1479 and encodes 492 amino acids. Gene Ontology annotation, molecular function: oxidoreductase activity.
AUGGCAAGCUCAUCGAAACCUAUCUCGGCUGCGGCCGUCCAAUCACAUACCACGCGUCAGGACUGCUGGAUUGUCGUCGAGGGAAAAGUGUACGACAUGACGAGGUUCGCGCCAGAGCAUCCAGGGGGAGCGGACAUAAUAUACGCAUAUGCCGGUAGAGAUGCCACCGAGGCUUAUUUGGAGGUCCACGAACCCAAUCUCAUCAAGACCAACCUUUUGCCUCAAGAGCAGAUUGGGGAUCUGGACCCAGGAACUAAGCUUCCAGAUGUGCCGCCGGGUCAAGACUUGCGAGCAGAUCGAAAGAAAGGAGAUAAACCAUCACUCGACACUUUUAUCAACUUAUACGACUUUGAAGAUGCAGCAAAGACAUCCCUCUCGGAGAAGAGCUGGACCUUCAUCUCAGGCGCCUCGAACGACAAUAUAACCCGAGACGCUAAUCACGAUCUAUUCAGAAAAAUAUGGUUCAGACCUCGGAUAUUGAGGAACGUUUCGACCGUGUCUACGAAAGGCACGAUGAUGGGUUGUCAAGUGGCACUUCCCAUAUGGAUUGCGCCGGCAGGAGUUGGCAAGACAGCUGGGCCAGAGGGCGAGCUGGCGCUGAGCAAGGGCGCUGCAGCCAGCGGCAUCAUACAGACGAUAUCGACAACAGCAUCAUUCCCGUUGCUUGAGAUCCUCGACGCCGCGGGCAAGGACCAUCCUUUCUUCUUCCAAUUAUACAUCAAUAAAGACAGGUCAAAGACCGAAGAGCUUCUAAGAGUCAUCAACAGCCGGCCGCAGAUCAAAGCUUUGUUUGUCACCGUCGACCUUCCCGUCGUCUCAAAAAGAGAGGCAGACGAACGGAUAAAACUCGACACGUUAUAUUCUAGCGGUCUCGGAGGUGCUUCAGCUGGGAGCGACCACAAGGGUUCGGGGCUCGCGAGAAGUGUGGGAUCUUUCAUUGACCCCGCGUUCUGCUGGGACGACCUUGCCUGGUUGCGCCGACAAACAAAUUUGCCGAUUGUUCUGAAAGGCAUUCAAUCAGCAGCUGAUGCCAGAAUCGCCAUGCAUAUGGGCUGUCAGGGGAUUGUCGUGAGCAAUCACGGAGGUCGGGCUCUGGACGGUGCUCCGGCCUCCAUUCUCGUGCUCUUGGAGCUCCACAGGGAGUGUGCAGAGGUGUUUGAUCACAUGGAGGUGUUCAUCGAUGGAGGAUUCAGGAGGGGAUCCGACAUCCUCAAGGCAAUUUGCCUUGGAGCAAGUGGUGUCGGCCUAGGCAGACCAUUCAUGUAUGCCAUCAACUAUGGCAAAGAGGGCGUGAUGCAUGUCGUCAACAUCCUCAAAGACGAAGUCGAGACAGCUAUGCGCUUAGCAGGCCUCAAAUCACUCGACGAAGCCGAUCCAGCACUGAUCAACACCGCGGAGUUGGAUCCUCUCGUCCCUCGUGGAUCGCUUCAUCCUUAUGCACGCAGACGCGAAGGCCCGAAACGACAGCACCGUCUUUAA